Molecule: messenger RNA, 1848 nt
Organism: Anopheles bellator
Lineage: Eukaryota; Metazoa; Arthropoda; Insecta; Diptera; Culicidae
Product: bone morphogenetic protein 5-like
Exons: 4
Coding region: 1-1848 (615 amino acids)
Biological process (GO): BMP signaling pathway; SMAD protein signal transduction
Cellular component (GO): extracellular region
Molecular function (GO): growth factor activity; cytokine activity
Source: RefSeq, a predicted model, not a curated record
AUGACGUCCCGUAGCAGAUCACCGAUCACGGCCGCCGCCGGUGACAACAAACUUGACAUGGCUGGGAACCGUGAGAACGAUUCGGACGGUGCGAUGCUGCUGUCACUCGGGUGCAAGCGGACACUUCACACUCCGGACGAGCGGAUGCCGGGCAAGAAACACUUUCACCGCUAUCCGCACCACUACCAGCACCGGCUCCGGGCGUCCGUCACCGUGUCCAAGUUCCUGUGGUCCCUGCUGUUCCUAGUGUUCUGUGAUAGUGAGCUGGUGGCGCGCGUCCUGUUCCGAUCCUCGCUCCAAGCGUCGGCCGCCAUGAUGAUCGUCCCGGCGGGGGCCGCCGGGGACAGUAGCGAUGAGGCCGUUCCCGCCACUUCCGGUGUCGCACGGGCCCGGGCCAUCGUCAAUCGGACCAAGCUGCUGGAGCUGGUCAUGGAAGGACUCGGUCUGACGGCCAUUCCCGACGUUCGCUUGAUGAAUGUCAGUCAGCAGGAGUACGAAACCAAAUACGCGGAAUACCUGGACCGAGUCAAUCGCCGCCAGGAGCUUGCGGCCGCAGCCGGCGACGGGGACGAUUACGAGCGGAGACAACUUUUCAGCUUUCCCGGCUCAGAUCAUACGCUCAACCACAGGAAACUGCGCCGCAAGCGUUCGCUGAACAACGACUACGAUCUGGUGUAUAUCCGGUUCGACAUAUCGACCCGAAACGUGUCCACCACCGGCGAGGAGAUGAGUGGCUUCCAGUCGUCGCCUUCGAUCCACCCGGAGGACGAACCGGAGGCAGAAGAGGUCACACCGGCGGCCAGCAAAUCGCCCGCGGAGGCGGCUACGAAUGGUCACCGCCACCGGCCACAGUCUCUCUCGGAGCUGCCGCCAAUCUCGCCCGAGAACAUCGAGGAAUCGUCGUUAAACAUCAUGCUCAUCCGAAGACAAAACAGCGCACGCAGCGUUAACUCCCACAGUAAACAACAACAACAGCAGCAGCAACAGCAUCAGCAUCACUUCCACCACCAUCCGCAGCAUCAGCGAUCGCGUGGCAGCCAGCAGACCCCCGCGCAGCACCACCAGCAGCAGCUCCGGCGGAAGGGUCGGAUCAAACCUAAACAACCGCCAGGCGGCGGCGGCGGCGGCGGCGGCACAGCGGGACACGGUAGCGGGCCAACGGUCACGGUACACGUGUACCAGCUGGUGGACCCGUACGAGCGCCACUUCCUCACCUCGAAGACGAUCGCCGUGGACGAGAUCGCCCCGAACGGGAGCCGCUGGUAUCAGCUGCCUCUCGAGGAGGCGGUCCGCACGUGGUUGGAUGGGUCGCGCAAAAACCUGGGCCUGGAGCUGUACUGCGAAGGUUGCCACGCGAGCAACCUGUACAUCGUGCACGACUCUUCGCCGUUCUUCCGUAGCCACGAGGAAACGCCGGUCCUGAACGUGGUCGGCCGGCUGGUACAGCGCGAGAAGCGCUCCAAAGUGCAGCGCUACCGUCCGAUGCUGCACGACUACCAGUCGCCACCGAAGACGACGGCCUGCAAGGCGGGCAACAAGCGCUGCUGCCGCCACCCGCUGCUGGUGGACUUCCGGGACAUCGAGGGCUUCGAGUUCAUCAUCCAGCCGAAGAUCUUCGACGCCGGGUUCUGCCGGGGGCGCUGCCCGACCAAGCACAAUCCGGCCACACAGCACGCGAUGCUGCAGAGUCUGCUGCACGAGCACGUCAAAUACGACGUGCCGAAGCCGUGCUGCGCGCCGAGCAGCCUCGAUCACAUCGAUAUCCUGCAUCCCGACACGAAGAACCCGCAGCGGCUCAUGGUGUCCACGUGGCCCAGCAUGCGCGUGCUCGAGUGUGCCUGCUCGUGA